Messenger RNA from Monopterus albus (swamp eel), 2083 nucleotides. RefSeq names its product isocitrate dehydrogenase (NAD(+)) 3 non-catalytic subunit gamma (gene idh3g). Gene Ontology annotation, cellular component: mitochondrion. The record is from RefSeq and is a predicted model, not a curated record. The coding region runs from base 38 to 1216 and encodes 392 amino acids. Gene Ontology annotation, molecular function: magnesium ion binding; oxidoreductase activity, acting on the CH-OH group of donors, NAD or NADP as acceptor; NAD binding. NCBI's taxonomy places the organism in Eukaryota, Metazoa, Chordata, Actinopteri, Synbranchiformes, Synbranchidae. Gene Ontology annotation, biological process: tricarboxylic acid cycle; isocitrate metabolic process. The transcript is spliced from 12 exons.
CAUAUUCUCGUCCACGCGAGUACCGUUUCAAACCAAGAUGGCUUCUCACAGUGCUGUUUUCAGGAUGUCUAAACUCAUCAAUCGUUGUUGGGGUGGACGCCUUGGAAAUACGGUUAAAGUAUUUGGAACAAAUCUGACAAGUCGCAGGAAUAUGACCUCGCGUAUACCCCCUCCUGCAAAGUAUGGAGGCAGACACACUGUGACACUCAUACCUGGAGAUGGAAUUGGUCCAGAGCUGCUCAGUCAUGUCAGAGAAGUUUUUCGGUUCAGCUGUGUGCCAGUGGACUUUGAGGUGGUGCAUGUCAACUCUGCUGCAGAGACUGAGGAUGAUAUCAAUAAUGCCAUCACUGCUAUCCGCCGUAAUGGAGUUGCCCUUAAAGGUAACAUAGAAACCAAUCAUACCAAGCCACCAUCUGUUAAAUCCAGAAAUAAUCUCCUUCGCACAAGCUUAGACCUGUAUGCCAAUGUGAUGCACUGCCAGUCUCUCCCUGGAGUUCAGACUCGCCACAAGAACAUUGACAUUAUGAUUAUCAGGGAGAACACAGAGGGAGAGUACAGCAGUCUGGAGCAUGAGAGUGUAUCAGGGGUAGUGGAGAGUCUCAAGAUCAUCACCAGGAACAAUUCCCUCAGGAUUGCUGACUAUGCCUUCCAACUGGCCAGGGAGAAAGGUCGGCGCAGGGUCACUGCUGUACACAAGGCCAACAUCAUGAAGCUGGCUGAUGGCUUGUUCCUUCAGUGUUGCAGAGAAGUGGCUUCUGGUUACCCAGAAAUCACAUUUGACAGCAUGAUUGUGGACAACACCACCAUGCAGCUGGUGUCCAAGCCCCAGCAGUUCGAUGUGAUGGUGAUGCCCAAUCUGUAUGGGAACGUGGUGAGCAAUGUGUGUGCAGGCCUGGUGGGAGGGCCUGGCCUUGUACCUGGGGCCAAUUAUGGUCGUGACUAUGCUGUCUUUGAAACGGCCACCAGAAACACAGGGAAGAGUAUUGCAGACAGGAAUAUUGCUAACCCCACUGCCAUGCUGCUAGCCAGCUGCAUGAUGCUGGACCACCUUAAGCUUUAUGACUAUGCAAGUUUAAUCCGGAAUGCCGUCCUCGUUACCAUGAAUGAAACCAGGUUGCACACAGCUGAUAUUGGGGGUCAGGGGACUACGUCAGAGGUGGUCCAGUCUGUCAUGAGGGUCAUCCAGAGUAAAGGGCAGCUCACUGCAGAGCUCUAAAUCAUUCAGGACACCAUGUACAUGCAUACUGAUUUGAGGUGUGAGUCUGAACAGGUGUCUCUCUCUGGGACAGGUAUAUAGCCUGAGAGAGGAUGUCGAUGUACAUCUGUUUCCAUAGCGUCACAUCUUAUGGCUGACAUCAGAAUGUUUGUUUUUUUUUGUUGUUGUUCACACAGUUAACUGUACAAACACCUGGGUCUUUCACAUUUAAUAAUGAUCUUUACUGGACCUCUUUUAAAAUGGUCUACAUUUGACAAAUAUUCAUUAUUACUCCUAUAGAUUAUAAAUUGUACUGUAAGGAUAGGUUAUAUAUUUAUUUAUAAUGAAUUCAUCAGGGUCAUUCAGAUUCAAAUAUGGGUUUGGACAAAUUGUUAUGAAACAUACAAAGGCCUCCUUUGCUAUAUUUCUCAGUCUUCAUUGAUAGUCUCAACCUUUUUUGUCAUUAUAUCAAACUGUGUAAUAUAUACUGUACUGUCCUGUAUGUUCACAUACCUGUAUUUUGACAAUUAUGGAGAUGUUGUUUUUUCAUUCAUACUGUAUCAUCAGAAGAGGUGUACAUCAAAUUACUGUUCUUAAAGCUGAGUUUGCUUGUACCAUAAUAAUCUUUUCACCUUAGUUUUGAACAUGUCAGAGGGAUAUACUGUUAUUUUACCUUUUAUACAGGCAAAAGUUCUUAAACCUCAUGUCUGGGUGUGGGCAUAUAUACUGUAUAACAUGAAUAUGAUCAAUAAAGAAAUGACCUACUGUACCUUACACUGAUUUUUUUAGUUUUGAAACAUUGCUCAAACGAGAUUGGAAGCUGAAGUAAAUAAAUUUUCAAGCCGUAUAUCCACUCCGUUGGCAGUUUAUUAGGUACACCUUGUUAAA